AAUUUGCCCUCUGUCCAAGACUGUCGUCAUCAUGGUUAAGCAAAUUGCUGGUUCCAAGGCUCUUCUCCUGGGUUCAGGCUUCGUCACCAAGCCUACCGUCGAGGUUCUUAGCAAGGCAGGCGUCGAAGUUACUGUCGCUUGCAGAACACUCGAGAGCGCCAAGAAGCUUUGCGAGGGAUUCCAGAACACCAAGGCCAUUGCCCUUGAUGUCAAUGAUGCCGCUGCUCUCGACAAGGCCCUGGAGCAGGUCGACGUGGCCAUCUCCCUGAUCCCUUAUACUUUCCACGCCCUAGUGAUCAAGUCUGCUAUCAGGACCAAGAAGCACGUCGUUACCACUUCUUAUGUCUCCCCUGCCAUGAUGGAGUUGGAUGAAGAGUGCAAGAAGGCUGGUAUUACCGUUAUGAACGAGAUUGGUCUGGACCCGGGUAUCGAUCACCUGUAUGCUGUUAAGACUAUCUCUGAGGUCCAUGCCGCUGGUGGCAAGAUUACCUCCUUCCUCUCCUACUGCGGUGGUCUCCCUGCCCCCGAAUGCUCCGACAACCCGCUCGGUUACAAGUUCUCCUGGUCUAGCCGUGGUGUCCUGCUCGCGCUCCGCAAUGCUGCCAGAUUCUACCAGGACGGCAAGGACAUCAGCGUUGCCGGGCCCGACCUCAUGGCCACCGCUAAGCCCUACUACAUCUACCCUGGCUUCGCCUUCGUCGCCUACCCCAACCGUGACUCCACCUCCUUCCGCGAGCGCUACGGCAUCCCCGAAGCCGAGACCGUCAUCCGCGGCACCCUCCGCUACCAGGGCUUCCCCGAGAUGAUCAAGGUCCUCGUGGACAUCGGCUUCCUGAGCGACGAAGCCCGUGAUUUCCUCAAGACCCCCAUCGCCUGGAAGGACGCCACCAAGCAGAUCCUCGGCGCCACUUCUUCCUCCGAGAAAGACCUGGAAUGGGCCAUUGCCUCCAAGACCACCUUCGCUCACAACGACGAGCGCAACCGCAUCAUCUCCGGUCUGCGCUGGAUUGGCCUCUUCUCCGACGAGAAGACCACCCCUCGCGGCAACCCCCUCGAUACCCUCUGCGCCACCCUCGAGGAGAAGAUGCAGUAUGCCCCCGAGGAGCGCGACCUGGUUAUGCUCCAGCACAAGUUCGGUAUCCAGCACAAGGAUGGUUCUACCGAGGUCCGCACGAGCACUCUCUGCGAGUACGGUGUUCCUGGCGGUUACUCUGCCAUGGCCAAGACCGUGGGUGUUCCUUGCGGUGUUGCUGUCAAGCUGGUGCUUGAUGGUACUAUCAGCCAGAAGGGUGUUCUUGCUCCCAUGACCUGGGACAUUUGCGAGCCUCUCCUCAACGUUCUCAAGGAGGAAUACGAUAUUGAGAUGAUUGAGAAGACUCUGUAAAAUAUCGGAUGUCGUCUCUUGGAGGUUAUAACCUAUAUAAACAUACAUAUGUGCUGAGAAAAAUUCUGGUAGAAUAAAAGGAAUCUACGAAAGUAUGAAUUGAAAACAUAACAUGGACUUUUUUUU
Aspergillus ochraceoroseus IBT 24754 is the source of this 1510-nucleotide messenger RNA. RefSeq names its product saccharopine dehydrogenase (NADP+, L-glutamate-forming) (gene lys9). The transcript is spliced from 6 exons. Lineage: Eukaryota; Fungi; Ascomycota; Eurotiomycetes; Eurotiales; Aspergillaceae. Gene Ontology annotation, cellular component: cytoplasm. The record is from RefSeq and is a predicted model, not a curated record. Gene Ontology annotation, molecular function: saccharopine dehydrogenase activity. Bases 32 to 1384 code for a protein of 450 amino acids.